This is a messenger RNA of Pomacea canaliculata, 2633 nucleotides long. RefSeq lists its product as uncharacterized. Lineage: Eukaryota; Metazoa; Mollusca; Gastropoda; Architaenioglossa; Ampullariidae. The transcript has 3 exons. The record is from RefSeq and is a predicted model, not a curated record. The coding region runs from base 1085 to 1738 and encodes 217 amino acids.
GAGAGAGACUAUAACGAGGGGGAACCACUACAGUUUUUAUAUACAGUCAAGCUCAUCCCCAUGGUUGCCAUCACAUAAAGCGCUCUGCAAACUGCCUCACUUUUUUUUCAGGACAACGGUAUUCUGCUUGAAGCCGGCCACUUAUUUUCUCAUUUUGUGGAAAGCGCGGAGAACUCCUAACGGGAAAUCCGCGACGGAGCCAAGAGCGAUAACUUAACCUUAGCACUGCAAGCCUGACGUUCCAGCAGGAGAGCACUGCAUUAUCCGCUCUUGCCGCACGCCAUGUAGCAUUCGACGUUACCUCCGCCUCAACUGACGUCCGUCGGCGCGCACACCCACCAACGGAUGCCCCCUACUGUGUUCUCAGUUGCGGCAGCUCACGUGUGGAGGACAUACAGUGUCGUGCGCAAACAGGGAGGGACCCUCAUACACAGAGGUUGGGAGAAUGCCGGAUGGUCGCACUUCAUCUUCGUCGUUCCAGGAAGGUGAACGGGCGCCACUGCAUCAUCUCCCGCGUAGAGCAAGCGUGUCAUCUUGACAUGCGCACUGCAGUGCUGGUGCCGCUACGUCACUGCACAUGCGCAGCUCGCGGAGCGUGGCCUCUGUUGCGUUCCAGUUCGUUAAGUUUGUACCUAGCUCACAGGAAUGGACGCUAACUGCAAGAAAAAUGUGCACGUGCUAGCUGCCUCACUUGUAACCUAACGGUGGAGUCAGAUGACGAAGUCGAUUCCUGGAGGUUCGCGGAGAUUAACAUGAUGACGUCAGCGGUGCCAGAGGAUGUGGGAGGAUACCUCACAGAGCCGGUAACCUCUCCGAUGCCAGAAAAUCUCACAUGACAGAUGCACAGAAACUAAAGUGUAAUUAUGUGCAAGGAGAAAUAGUAGCGGGGCGAACUGUCCUGCUCGCUUCAGUCCUCCGUGUACAAAGCACCUCUUCGUUUAAUGCCGUGUGACUAUGGUGGAGUAAACAGCGACUGUUCCUCGACUUUAAUGUAGUCCUCGACAGCUUCUGAUACUUUAACAACUCCAGUCUUUGAGUUACAUAAAGAAACCCAUAUGAAAAAGAAUAGUGAUUGCUUACUCCCAUGAUGGCAGUGGUCAACUCCACCAUCACGAACUCGUUGCUACUGACCACCCUGCUGGCCAAUUGUCAGCUGGUGACGGUGCCUCUGACCACGAGUGUGGCGAGGGGAGGUCAGCUGGUGUCCGGCAGGGAAGCCCUGUCUGCAGGAGGAGACGACCUCGGGUCACAGGAGAAGAUCGGGACAAAGGAUGACGCUUCCUUCAUCUCCAGGGAUGCUCCACCCAACAGCAGCAGCAAAAGUGGAGGAAAGCAGAAAUCCCACAAAUCAUCUGGAUCCUCUAAAUCAGCAAACAACGCACAUGAGGUUGCUGAAGACACUGACCCGGGCGCCGUGAUGUACAUCAUAGUGGUGUUGGUCUUCUACUCCACCGGCGUGAUGGUCAUGAUCGUCCGCUACCUAAAGACAGAGAAGAAGGAGCUUGAAGAGGAAGUCACACUAGAGAACUUCUUCAACAGCAUGCCCGACAAACGAGUAGAGAAAGAAUACACCGUCAACCGUGUUGCCAUCCGGGCAUUUCACACUCUCACUUCCAUUUCCUAUGAUGACGAGGAGUUGGAAAACAUGGACCUGGGCUCCGAGCCGGAAGGGGAUUUUCCCGACCGGAAGCGGGCCCACGAUUCGGCCUCCCAGCCGCUACUGGUCACGGAUUUAUGACAUAAGAAGCGGCGGGCGAGGUUCAGCAAGGUCUACUCGGUCCACUACGAAGAUGAGGAGCUGAGUUUGACCAAUGGCGCGAGGCGAGGGUCAGGGAGUGACCCUGAACCGCUGACCCUGCCUCGUUCGACCUCGCCUCCGCCGCAGUCGUCAAGCGAGAAGGACGCUGCUGAAGAUGCGCUUGAAGAACGAACGCCAAUGAACCUUGACCUCGAUAUGCCUCCAAAGGCAAGCGCAUGCGCAUCCUCGCAGGUCGACAACGAGAGUUUCGCCAAGCGCAGGUCGCUUCGUAAGCUCGUGCACAUGAAGGCAGUCGAGGGUUCUCCGGACUUGUCUAUAAGGCUUCUCGACAAGUCGGACAGCAGCGACCACGAGAGUGACAGUUCUCAUCAAUGGAGUCCUCCAGUAGCAGACUGCUCCGGAGCCAAGCAAGGCGAGGGCUCAGAGCGCUGCACCCGAGUCGCCAAAUCGUGGAGGUAUCUGGCUAGAGACAUGGGGUGGGGACGGCAGAUGAGUGGACGGUCUACCUACCCUGAAGAAAAUCCUGCGGACAACAUCCGCACAUUCAGGGUACUUGGUCGAGACUCUCUUUGUCGAUCGUUUGGGAAGAAUAGAUACCGCCGACGAAAAAGCUCGGAGGUCAAGGAAGACGGGAAGGAAGACAGUAUCAUGGACGGCCAAGGCCGCAGUGAGUGUGAUGUAGGUUCGCAAGACAUCGUUCUCGAAAGCGGACUCACUUUGAAAGAUCCCGACGACGAUAAAAUCUUUCCAGACACUUGUAUAUCUGAUCAUACAAGGACUCAGUCGAAAAGACCCGAACAUUUGCCGUUUCUCGUGACAGAUGUAUGAAAAGCUAGACAAGAAGAAUUGCAUCCAAAGGUAAAGGUAAAAAAAA